Messenger RNA from Leishmania mexicana MHOM/GT/2001/U1103, 1737 nucleotides. RefSeq lists its product as hypothetical. Gene Ontology annotation, biological process: L-proline biosynthetic process. NCBI's taxonomy places the organism in Eukaryota, Euglenozoa, Kinetoplastea, Trypanosomatida, Trypanosomatidae. Gene Ontology annotation, molecular function: pyrroline-5-carboxylate reductase activity. The record is from RefSeq and is a predicted model, not a curated record. The transcript has a single exon. Bases 1 to 1737 code for a protein of 578 amino acids.
AUGUACACCGACUACGCACUGCUACUCAACACGGUGCUCAGCGAAUGUGGCUGUGCCGACCCGUCAUUGCAGCACACGGCCGAGACGGUUCCUCUGGUCUACCGCACACUGGCAGAGCACAACUACUACCUCCUGUACGUCGUCUCCGUUGUCAAGGCCCUCCUGCACGAGGACGAUGCGGCAUUCGCGCAUCUGGCACGUGCGCAGGCGCAGCGACAGGAGGUAGCCGCAGAGACCUUGCCGACACCGGCGCCGCAUGUGAGGUCUGUUUCUUCCUCUCCUAUCCCACCCCUCGCGCCGUCCGACAGCCUCGACAUGCACCUCACCAUCAUCGGUGGGGGCACGUGCUGUGAACUGAUGCUGCGGCUGAUCUGUGGUCAUGGCUGUGCUGGCGGCGGCCGUGGGACUGGGAUCUUGUGCGGUACGGCUACUCGAGAUCCACUAGUGCAUCCAUCGCACAUCACUGUCAUCACACGGCAACCAGAGCGUCUGGCACGCUACGCGGAUCUGGGAGUACAUUGCCUCGCUCGUCAUCACGGUCGACAGGCAGUGGAGCGCAGCGACGUGGUGGUGCUGGCCUGCCCUCCAGCGCAGCUACAGGAAAUUGCGCGAGACCUCUUUACCUCCGCGGCGAUGGAGACGGCCGCGAGCGCGGGGUCUUCUCAAAAAAAGCCGGCAACAACAGCGUCAUCGCCAUCGCUGCCGUCUGGAGCUGCUGCGACGCCCUUGCUGAGGUCGAAUGCUGUGCUGCUGUUCUGCAUGGCCGGCUUGCCGGUGCGCAAGGUGGCACAGGCGUUUCAGCACUCCUCGCUCAAUCUGAUCUUUAUGCCGUCACUCCACACGUUCAGCACGCUCUCCCCGUGCGCCGCACCGUCGUGUGAUGGCGACGAGCCGUCCACGGCCGUCUCUUGCUCUGCGUAUUCACCAACAAGGGGGGUGCCGCUGCCGACCAAAAUGCCGCGGACCCCGGCGCAGUGCGACAAGUCCCUUGAGGAGCAUUCUAUCGAAGGCGCAGGGGAAUGCUUUACGGCCGCCAUGGCCGCGUACCGCAGCGCGCGACUUUCCGAGAUGCACUCCUCGACGUCAUUUCUGCGUCCUGCAGUGCUGCAGCAAGCCGCAACGAGCGCUGCUGCUGGGGCGGCAACGGCGCCCGAGGCCACCCGCUCGCGGGUACCGCCCCUGCCUGGCGGCACGCUGUAUCCGACUGCCGCCGCGCCACCCAGACUCACCGACUUCACCGCCGGACGACACCCUUCCACGUGUCCCACCCUGGCAGAAUACCUGGAUCUCUGGCGCGUGGUGAAGGCGUACGUGCAGGCGACCUUUGCAGAGGAGGCGCUGAAGCUUGCUCGGGCUCGCAGCAGUGCUGGUGGUGGCCCCCAGCAACGUUGCAGCAACACUGGGACAGGCGACAGCUACGGCGGUCUUGUGAGUGUUGUGCUGCCAGACACGACAUCGAAGCGCCGCCGCGAGUCAGAACCUGGUAAAGUCGAGGCCGAGCUGCUGCCUGCCCUGGUACUCCUACCAGCUGCGCAGACGAGGGUAUUAUGGGACGCGUGGUGGGGCAACAGUGGGCGCGGCGGUCUUUUAUUCAGGGGCGCUGCCGCGCCGCCACUGCCACCUUCCGUGACAGGCGUGACGGGUAUGUGGCUGUGCCGCGUCUACACGAGCGCGGCUUCCCUCAAAACCAGCCUUGACGACCAGUUCCGUCACCUUCUCGGUGCCUGCACGCGGUGA